Messenger RNA from Sphenostylis stenocarpa, 1521 nucleotides. The record is from the annotation of a GenBank genome assembly. Lineage: Eukaryota; Viridiplantae; Streptophyta; Magnoliopsida; Fabales; Fabaceae.
AUGUCCACCAUGAAGAACAAUUUCAAAGACCCUGACCAUUUAUACUCUUCAUGGAGCUUCUCAAAGCUAAUGGCUUUCUUCUUCCUCUUAAUCUCCAUCUCCUACCUCUUCUACUCCCUCAGAUUCGUCAGCCACUCCUAUGAAUGUGAUCAGCCCCCCCACAUUCCCACCAUCAUUCACCAGCACAUAUCCAACAUCCCACCUCAAGAAGAGUCCCCACCUCAAGAAGAGUUCCCACCCUUUGAAGAAACCAACCUUUCCCACAUAGUCUUCGGCAUAGGGGCCUCAGCCAAGCUUUGGAAGCAGAGAAAAGAGUACAUCAAGAUGUGGUGGAGGCCCAAUGAGAUGCGUGGAGUUGUGUGGCUAGAGCAGAAGGUGAAAACUGAACCUGGUGAUGAGAAUUCCUUGCCCCGGUUGAGGAUCUCUAGUGACACUUCAAAGUUCAAGUAUAAGAAUCCAAAGGGGCAUAGAUCAGCUAUUCGGAUCUCACGCAUAGUGUCCGAGACACUCAGGCUUGGGAUGAAGGAUGUGAGGUGGUUCGUGAUGGGGGAUGAUGACACCGUUUUUGUGACAGAAAAUUUGGUGAAGGUUUUGCAGAAGUAUGACCAUAAUCAGUUCUAUUACAUAGGAAGUUCUUCAGAGAGUCACUUGCAAAAUAUAUACUUUUCAUAUAAUAUGGCUUAUGGGGGUGGUGGAUUUGCAAUUAGUUAUCCUUUGGCUGUGGCAUUGGAGAAAAUGCAGGAUAGGUGCAUUCAGAGGUACCCUGGUUUGUAUGGCUCUGAUGAUAGGAUGCAGGCUUGUAUGGCAGAAUUAGGAGUUCCACUCACCAAGGAGAAAGGGUUUCAUCAGUUCGAUGUGUACGGGAAUCUCUUUGGGCUUCUCGCGGCCCAUCCGGUUACGCCACUGGUGUCCCUCCAUCACUUGGACGUGGUAGAGCCCAUAUUUCCAAACGUGAGCCGGGUGCAGGCCCUGAAGCGGCUGAGCGGGCCCAUGAAGCUGGACCCAGCGGGGCUGAUGCAACAAUCCAUUUGCUACGACAAGGCCCGGACCUGGACCAUAUCCGUUUCAUGGGGAUACGCGGUUCAAAUAUUCCGAGGCAUCUUCUCGGCCCGGGAAAUGGAGAUGCCGGCGAGGACGUUCCUGAACUGGUACAAACGGGCCGAUUACACGGCGUACCCUUUCAACACCCGCCCCGUCAGCCGCCAUGUUUGUCAGAAACCUUUUGUCUAUUUCUUGUCGGAGGCAAUGCACGAUGAGGGUGCCAAUCAAACUUCUAGUAAAUAUAUACGGGUUCAGCAAAACCCUGAUUGCAAGUGGAAAAUGGAGGAUCCAACCCGGAUCAAAUUGGUGGUCGUUCACAAGAAACCCGACCCGCAUUUAUGGGACAAGGCUCCAAGAAGAAAUUGUUGUAGGGUUCGACGUACAAAGAAGAAGGGAACUUUGUUGAUUGAUGUGGGGAAAUGCAGGGAAGAUGAAGUUGUUGAAUUGUCGUUAUCUCGCACAUCAAUUCAUAAUUCUUAA